Messenger RNA from Colletotrichum godetiae, 1776 nucleotides. RefSeq names its product kelch repeat protein. Lineage: Eukaryota; Fungi; Ascomycota; Sordariomycetes; Glomerellales; Glomerellaceae. The transcript is spliced from 5 exons. The record is from RefSeq and is a predicted model, not a curated record. Gene Ontology annotation, molecular function: protein binding. Bases 1 to 1776 code for a protein of 591 amino acids.
AUGUACUUCAAGUCGUGGGUGAAGGGCGCUUUGCUGGGAUGUGUGCUGCAGCUGCCUAGCUUCUCGAAUGCGCAAUCGAAGCGCGCUUGGGAAUUAUCAGACGUACCCUCACCAGAGAUCUUCCUACGUCGAGCAGAGGCAAGAGUCGCGGUUCUCGGCGAUUAUGCCUACAUCGAUGGCGGAGAGGUAUCUCAGCUCGAUGCGCGAGGUAACCCGAUAACGUCGCGGGGCUCCAAUGCAGUGAACUCCACAUUAUCGAUCGAUUUGACGACGUCAUGGUCCGCAACCAGCGUCAGGAUUAGGGAGAUCCCGAAGACGCCGAAAACCAUGGAUCAACAGGCGAUGUGGAAGAACGACGCGAAGAAUACAUUCUGGAUCUGGGGCGGGCAUAGCCCAUUUGGAGCACCCUUGGAAGAGCCCACGUCUUGGAAGUUCGAAGCGGACGGCAAAGGAGGUGGCACGUGGUCAAAGGAGACGCCAGCAAAUCCAACACUUUUCCAGGAACUGCGACGGAAUGAAGGAGGCGCAUUCGCUAGCACCCCGGACGCUGGGUUCUGGUUUGGAGGACAAUCAUCGGGCUGGACAACCUCGAACCCAUACUCGCAGCCACUCCCCGGCAUUCUCUCUUAUAAUAUGACCACGAGGUCUUGGACGAACGAGACAAACGAUGCAUUUUCCAAGUACGGCACAUUAACGGGGGGCUCUGCAAUCUACAUUCCGACUUUCGGUCCGAACGGUCUCAUCACCAUAAUGGGCGGAGCGACAUGGGGCCUUGAACCUGAUCAGGCGAAGCCCCUCGGGUGGCAGGACUUCAGUAACUUGACAUUCAUGGACCCAGUAACCAGUGACUGGUACUGGCAGAAGACGACUGGGAACGCGCCUACUCCCCGUAGCAACUUUUGCAGUGUUGGUGUCGAAGGUAACAACGGAACCUACGAGAUUUUUGUAUUUGGCGGCACCAACAGUGAAACAGGUUCAACUUACGACGACGUCUUUGUCCUGAGCAUUCCGGGAUUCUUCUGGAAUCAAGUCCCUUACGAAUCAAAAAACCCAAGGAGAAAUCAUUGCUGCGCAGUAGUUGGCCGCCGUCAAAUGCUAUCUGUUGGGGGAGCAGAUGGGAAGACGGGAUAUACAAGUGCCGACCCUUGGCCGCAAGGACUUGGUCUCUUCGACAUGACGGACUGGACUUGGAAGACGGACUACGAUGCAGAUGCCAAAGACUACGAAAGCGCAAAAAUAGUUGGUGACUGGUAUCAGCAAACUGGUACCAACUCUGUCCAGUGGUCAUCCAAUGAAGUCCAGGCACUAUUCAGAAAGUCAAACUCCAACACUACAGGUGAAACCAAUCAAGAUUCGUCUGGCGAUAAAGACGCCAAGGGAUCUGCCCCAAUAGCUGCCAUUGUCGGAGCUGUCGUGGGAGCCAUCGUCGGUGCAAUCAUCGGGUUUGCUCUCUUCUGCUUCGUCAGACGUCGAAAGCAGAAGAAAACAGCGGAAGCUGCAACUGCACUUGCUCCAUAUCCUGACCACUUAAAGGGUGACGGAGCAUAUCAGGCUUACUACCACUCUGUGGCUCCAGGGGAGCUGCAUUCGGAUGUGCCACAAAAUGAAUUAUACGGUGGGUCGAUACCCAAGCACGAGAUGUGGGCAGAAGUACCGAAGCAUGAGAUGGGUGCCUCGGGAGUUCAUCACUACACUGUUACUGAACUUGACUCCCAUAACACUCUUUUGGGACACGGAGAUGGAGAUCACUCCAAAUUUAGACGUGAUCUGCUAUAG